Molecule: messenger RNA, 1026 nt
Organism: Vicia faba (fava bean)
Lineage: Eukaryota; Viridiplantae; Streptophyta; Magnoliopsida; Fabales; Fabaceae
Source: the annotation of a GenBank genome assembly
AUGGCUUCAUGUACAACCACCCCACCUUCAUCAUCUCUAUUCUUAUCAACACACACAACCAAUUCACAAGACCUCUCUCCUUCCAACCGUUCUUUCCCUCUCUCCAGAACCUUCUUCCUCUCCCCACUCGUUCUCAAACCUCUUCGUCUAACCUACCAAUCUAGGGUUUCCAAUUCCUUUGUUUCUGCACUUGCCGCUGGCGUCGCCGAAACGCUUGAUGAAGACGAAGACGAGGAGGCUGUUCCUAUUAACACUGUUACUGUCGCAAUUAAGCCUAAGACUGGGAAAGCUGCAUUGCCACUCAAGGCUGAUAGGGUGAGAUCUAAGAGAUUCUUGGAAAUUCAAAAAUUGAGGGAGCUUAAGAAAGAGUAUGACUUGAAGACAGCAAUUUCUUUGGUAAAAGAAACAGCUAAAACCAAGUUUGUAGAAACAGUUGAAGCCCAUUUCCGCCUUAACAUUGACCCUAAAUAUAAUGAUCAACAGUUAAGAGCUACAGUAAGUCUGCCAAAGGGAACCGGAAAGCCUAUUAAAGUGGCUGUUCUUACUCAAGGUGAAAAAUUCGAUGAAGCAAAAAAAGCAGGAGCUGAUUUGGUAGGUGGAGAGGACCUGAUAGAACAGAUAAAAGGAGGAUUCAUGGAAUUUGAUAAGUUAAUUGCUUCUCCAGAUAUGAUGCCUAAGGUUGCUAGCCUAGGAAAGAUUCUGGGGCCAAGAGGACUCAUGCCAAAUCCUAAAGCUGGCACUGUAACGUCUAAUAUUUCUCAGGCUAUAUCAGAAUUCAAACAGGGAAAAGUUGAAUACAGGGCAGAUAAAACAGGAAUCGUGCACUUGCCUUUUGGAAAAGCUGAUUUUCCGGAAGAAGAUCUUCUUACUAACUUGCUCUCUGCUAUAAAAUCAGUAGACUCGAACAAACCUUCGGGCGCGAAAGGUGUGUACUGGAAAAGUGCACACAUAUGCUCAGCAAUGGGGCCUUCUGUUAGGUUAAAUAUCAAGGAGAUGCUUGAUUAUAGGCCUCAAUCAUCAGAAUAA